GGGUCGCGGCGGGGGCCACUCGGCGUCGUGGAGGGAGCAACGCGCUCUCAGGCCGCCCAGCUAUGUCCUACUGCAGGCAAGAAGGAAAGGAUAGAAUCAUAUUUGUGACCAAAGAAGAUCAUGAGACACCAAGCAGUGCUGAACUGGUAGCAGAUGAUCCCAACGACCCUUAUGAGGAUCAAGGUUUGAUAUUGCCCAAUGGAGAUAUCAACUGGAAUUGUCCUUGUCUCGGUGGAAUGGCUAGCGGCCCUUGUGGGGAACAAUUCAAGUCAGCCUUUUCCUGCUUUCAUUAUAGUAAGGAAGAGAUGAAGGGGUCAGAUUGUGUGGACCAGUUCCGUGCCAUGCAGGAGUGCAUGCAGAAAUACCCUGAUCUCUACCCUCAAGAGGAAGAUGAUGACGAAGAGGAAGAAAAGCAGAACAAAGAUUUAGAAACUACUCCUUCUGUAGCCAAAGUGGAGGAGGGAUCUAGCUAAUGAAGCCUCACGGAGGCUAUGGUCUCCCCUCCAUAUUCCAAAAGACACAUUAACGGAUACA
This is a messenger RNA of Euleptes europaea (tarantolino), 534 nucleotides long. RefSeq names its product coiled-coil-helix-coiled-coil-helix domain containing 4 (gene CHCHD4). The coding region runs from base 63 to 473 and encodes 136 amino acids. Gene Ontology annotation, cellular component: mitochondrial intermembrane space. Gene Ontology annotation, biological process: protein import into mitochondrial intermembrane space. The record is from RefSeq and is a predicted model, not a curated record. NCBI's taxonomy places the organism in Eukaryota, Metazoa, Chordata, Lepidosauria, Squamata, Sphaerodactylidae. Gene Ontology annotation, molecular function: protein-disulfide reductase activity. The transcript is spliced from 3 exons.